AGCGCACGGAAUUCUUUUUUAAAGCCAGAGGAGAAUUUCCCAAAAAAACCAAAUUUUUCAAUCUUGAUCUGAUCUUGAAUCUUUUGAUAUUAAAGCAUUGGCCAAAAAUACCAUUGAUUACUGAGAAGAUUUAGAAAAGUGCUGCUACCAUGGUUCAAUUAUUUGCUGCUAAAGUUAAGAAUGUGUUAAGUGCUGACACACUUGUACUUGUCCCCACAAAAACUGCCCAAUUUCCAGCACCAGAAAGGUUAUUAACUCUCUCGUAUGUUCGUGGACAUGAUAGUUUUGAAACAAGAGAGUUUUUGAGACAGUUGUUGAUUGGUAAGGAAAUCAAGUUUAAGGUUUUAUACAAGAUUCCAGCUAGUGGUAAAGAAUUUGGUGAUGUCCAAGCACCAAUUUUCAAAUCAUUAAUUGAGUACUUGGUUGAACGUGGACUUGUUCAAGUUAAGGAAAACUUGACUGACGACGACGAUAGCACUAAUGAGUUCAUUCAAAACUUGUAUGGUUUGGAAAACAAAGCUAAGUCUCAGUCAAUUGGAAUAUGGGAUGAUUCUAAACCAAAAAUUGAAUUAAUACAAUUUGAUGAUUCGAUUUUAGAGAAAGUCAAACAAAACUCGGUUGGUGCCAUUGUAGAAAAAGUCAUUAGUGGUGAUCGUAUUGUUACACGCUUGUUGCUCAAUAAGUCUCAGCAUUCGUCUACGCCAUUCAUAUUGGCUGGUAUCAAAUGUCCAAGAACCGAUGAUUCUACUAAUGUCAAGAUUGCCCAACAAGCUAAGGUUUACGUUGAAGAAAAAUUGUUAACUACCAAGUCUAAUAUCAAGGUUAAAGUCAUUGGAGAAAACCAAACCGGAUUGCCAAUUGGUAUUAUUGAACAUCCUUCAGGGAAUAAUAUCCAUGAAAAGUUAUUGGAAAACGGGUUUGCAGAAGUUGUUGAUUGGCAAUCUACUUUGGUUGGCUCCACUUAUAUGAGCGGCUUAAGAAGAGCAGAACAAUCUGCCAAGAGUUUGGCUAAAGGAUUAUUUAGUAAUUUUGUUUCAGCACCUGCCCCUUCAACUACAAAAGUUAUCGGUAGUAAAAAUUUAAAACCUGGUUCUUCUAUUAAUAAUGUCACCGUUGCUAAAGUCAUCAAUGCUGACACUUUAAACUUCCGCUUGCCCAAUUCCGAAGAGGAAAUAACUGUUCAAUUGGCCUCGUUACGUGCUCCUCGUCCAAAUGAUUUAACUGUUACUUCAAAUAAAUUACAACAACAAGCUCUUGUUAACACUGCUCGUGAAUUUGUCAGAAAUCAAGUCAUUGGUAAGACUGGCCAAUUAUACAUUGAUGGAUACCGCGAAGCAAAUGCUGACUUAGGACUUGAUUCAAGAUUUUUAGUUAGCUUUAAGUUUGGUAAUCAAGAUUUAUCAGAAUUACUUGUUAAUAACGGUUGGGCAUCAGUUAUUAAACAUAAUAAAGCCACUAGUCAUGAAAGAUCAUUAAAUUGGGAUCGUUUGGUGGAAUUAGAAGAAAAGGCAAAGAACGAUGCUAAAAAGGGAAUUUGGUUCAGUGGAGAUAUUAAUAAGAUAUUAACUGUUGGUACUAGAAUCGUUGAUGCAAGUGAAAAUGCCACCAAGGCUAAGACUUUUUUCAAUUCUUUCAGUAAAAAGGGAAGAAUUGGAGGAUAUUACGUUGAUUUCAUUUCAGGAGUUAAUAGAAUCAAAUUAUUCAAUCCAAAAGAAGGUUCAAGAUUAACUUUAGUUUUAGGAGGUUUAAGUAACGAAAAAUCAAUGGCAAAUGAACAAGGUAUCAAAUUCUUAAAUAAAAAAUUUUUACAAAGACCAAUUGAAUUUGAAAUUUACGAUCUUGAUAAAAUUGGAUCUUUUAUUGGUAAUUUAUAUGCAAAUUCGAAAUCUUUAUUACCUAUUCAAACUUUGUUAUUGGAAAAUGGUUAUAGUUCAAUUCAUGAAAUUGCUGCUAGCAGUAAUAAAUUUUAUGAUGAAUUAGUCAAAUCCGAAGAAUCUGCCAAAGAAUUGAAAAGGGGUGUUUGGUCGAACUACGAUCCAAAGGAAGCAGCUCGUAAACAAGACGAAGAAACCGCUAAUAAACUUCUGAAAUUAUCAAUUGAUUCAAAACCCCAAUUUUUCGAUAUCGAAGUUACUGACAUUGAUACCUCUGGUAUUAUCAGUUACCAUAAGCUAGAUGCGUCCACUGUUAAAAAAUUUUCCGAAUUCAAGAAUGGUUUUGGUCAAUUUCAUUCUCAAUUGCCAAGUGCAAGCUCUAACUCAACUGAUCUUCCAUUCAAUUUGACAAAACCUCCUAAAAAGGGUGAAUUGGUUUCUGCUAAAUUUAGUGAAAACGGUAAAUACUAUCGUGGAAGAGUAGUCAAUUUCGAUAAGUCAGCUAAUGAAUACCAGGUUAAACAUAUCGAUUUUGGUAAUAUAGAUCAAGUCCCUCUUAGCUCUUUAAGAUUAUUACCAAGCCAAUUCAACCUUACCCAAUACCCACCUUUUGCCCAUACCUGUCAAUUACAAAAUAUCAAAUUACCACCAACCAAACCAACAGACUACUUGACGGAAGCCUUGUACACUUUAGAAGAUUUAUCCUUCGAUAAAAAAUUGGUUCUCAGUGCCUUACCUUCGUCUACAAACGGAGUUGACUUUGACGCCGUUCUCUACGACUCAGAACAAUCCUUGAAAAACCCAACUUACACCAUCAACAAACAAUUGGUCUCUGAAGGUUGGGGUAUCGUUGACUCCAAACUAGUCAAAUCUCUGGUCGCUGACUACGUCAAAGAAAUCACCAAUGCUCAACAAACUGCCAAAAAACAACAUUUGGGAUGCUGGGAAUUCGGUGACGUUUCCUUCGAUGAAGACAACGAUGCCUUGAUCUGAUCUACAACGCUAUAUAAAACAAUACAAAGCUACCCAUUAUUGUAAAGCUCAUUAAUCUUUGUAAUUCCGUCUAGUAGUUGAAAAACCCAAUUAUUCUUCGAAGU
Messenger RNA from Hyphopichia burtonii NRRL Y-1933, 2971 nucleotides. RefSeq lists its product as uncharacterized. NCBI's taxonomy places the organism in Eukaryota, Fungi, Ascomycota, Pichiomycetes, Serinales, Debaryomycetaceae. Gene Ontology annotation, cellular component: RISC complex; cytosol; nucleus. Gene Ontology annotation, molecular function: RNA binding; nuclease activity. The record is from RefSeq and is a predicted model, not a curated record. Gene Ontology annotation, biological process: mRNA catabolic process; regulatory ncRNA-mediated gene silencing. The transcript has a single exon. The coding region runs from base 150 to 2867 and encodes 905 amino acids.